Messenger RNA from Nezara viridula (southern green stink bug), 3416 nucleotides. NCBI's taxonomy places the organism in Eukaryota, Metazoa, Arthropoda, Insecta, Hemiptera, Pentatomidae. The record is from the annotation of a GenBank genome assembly.
UGAAGUUGUAACGGUUUUUCUAAUGAUUAUUGUAUACCUUCAGAUAUAUGAAUUUCUAAUAUAAAAAAUUAAUGACUGUGCCAAAACUGUGAAAUAUUUGUUUUUGUUCUUAUCACAAUAAAAAGUGUAUAUAAAAUUUAGUAUGAAUCCUGGUCGAAAUAGAAUGCAGAACAAAAACAGCAGGCAGAAAAAUGGACCAAAAGAAUCAAUGGAGGUCUGUUGUAGAGUUAGACCAGUGCCUAGUCAAAAUACUGAAUUGUGUUUGAAAGUUGAACCGCCUUCUACUGUCAUCUUGGCUCCACCGCCUUCUUACAUAAAUCUUAGAAAUGCACCUACUAAAGAAAUGCAUUAUACUUUUAAAAAAGUAUUUCAAGAACAAAUCAGUCAGAAAGAAGUAUUUGAGUCAGUUGCCCUGCCUUUAAUAGAAAAUCUAUUAAAUGCAAAAAAUAGUUUGCUUUUUACCUAUGGAGUUACUGGCAGUGGAAAAACUCAUACUAUGAUUGGUUCUGGAAAGGAUGGUGGUAUUAUGCCACGAUGUAUUGAUACAAUUUUUAACAGUAUCGGCAUGUACAAAACUAACAAAUAUGUAUUUAAGCCUGAUAAAUUAAAUGGUUUUGACAUACAGAGUGAAAGUGAGGCUAUAAUUGAAAUGCAGCAAGAAAUUAUUUGUCAAACGCCUGCUAAAAUCAAGAAUCCCAAACUGGAAAGGAAUAAUUCUGACCAAGAUUUGUUUAAAAGGAUUCCUACGGAAACAAAGAUCACUAAUAUUGAUAUUGAUAAUGCAUAUGCUGUAUUUGUAACAUUCGUUGAAAUAUACAAUAAUAGUGUUUAUGAUCUACUUGAAGAAUGCCCUGAUGAUGGGUUUCGUCAAAGAGGUCCACAAGUUAAAAUUAUUCGAGAAGAUGCAGACCACAACAUGUUUGUUCAUGGUGUGAAUGAAGUUGAAGUUUCUUCAGCUGAUGAAGCAUUUGAGGCGUUUUAUAAGGGGCAAAAAAGGAGGAGAAUAGCUCAUACCACCCUUAAUGCUGAAUCAAGCCGAGCUCAUACCAUAUUUACUAUUCGAGUCGUGCAAGCUCCCGUUGAUCAGCAGGGACAAAGUAUUGUUCAAGAUAAAAAAUAUUUACAAAUUGGCCAGUUAUCACUUGUUGAUUUGGCAGGUAGUGAACGGACUAACAGGACUAAGAACACUGGGCAGAGACUUAGAGAAGCUGGUAAUAUCAAUAAUUCUUUGAUGACCUUGAGGAACUGUUUAGAAUUACUCCGUGAAAAUCAAAAAGGUGCGAAUAAAAUGAUUCCUUACAGGGACUCAAGACUAACUCACUUAUUUAAAACAUAUUUUGAAGGUGAGGGCCAAGUUUGUAUGAUAGUUUGUGUGAACCCACAAGGUGAUGAUUAUGACGAAAACCUGCAAGUAAUGAAAUUUGCCGAAAUAAGCCAAGAGGUGCAAAUAGCAUUUCCUCCGACGACACCUAGAGUUAAUCAUGGUUUUACUCCUGGAAGAAGAAGGGCUAAUAAUGCAUUAAAGAAAUUUGAAAUAGAAUAUGAUAAAGAAAAUCAAGAGAUUCCUCCUUCGGGCAAUGGGCUUCACAAAAAACCUGUUGAAAUUUUUGCAGAUAUACCUUCAUUGCGUUAUGUCUCUAUGGAUGAUGAUUUAUCUGUCAAGAAAGCGAAAGAAUUUCUUGAAAAUCAAUUGCAGUUAUAUAAUAGCGUGACUGGAAAUAUUAGAGAAAGGUAUCAUGAUUUUCGAGAAAUGAUUUUGAAGACAGAAAGGACAGCUUUUACAGCAUCUCAAGAAAUUGAAUCAAUAAAAUCUUUAUAUGAAAGAGAAAAAGAGAGGAACUCUGACCUUGAAUCAAGAGUUAAGAACUCUGAUUCUCAAAUGUGUUCUUUAAAGAGAAAAAUUGAUGAAUAUGAAUUAAAUGUGAAACGGCUAAAGAGAGAGCUCUCAGAAAAGGAUAUGCAUAUUCAUAAAACUAAGAUAAAUACAGAAAAGGUGAAAGAACAAUAUAACAGCAAAAUCGCUCAAACUCAAGAAAAGUUGAAAACUGAAAUAGAAAGAAGACUUCGGAGUCAGAAAUCAGCCAUGGAGUUUGAGGCAAGGAGUAGAGAUAGGAAACUAAGAGAAGCAAAGCGUGUUUUGUCUGAUGAAGCCCUUCGAUCUAUUCCUUCAACACCUUCGGCUGCAAUGGAGCGGUCUAAGUAUACGGUAUCUACACCUUCAGUAAGACCACCAUCUCCAAAUUUUAGAUCUACUGGAAGGAAGUUAGUGAACGCUAGGAGAGCUCGUCGUUCUCGCUCAUUGGAAACAUGGCUUGAGCACCGUCCACCAGCACCACUACCUUUGGCUACAAUUCUUCAGCCUGUUUUGACAAAAAGAAAAUCAGUUAGCAAAUUGACCGAUGCCAAGGACAUGGUUUCAGGUGGAGUUGAUAAGUAUUGUCUUGUAACACAAGGUCAAGACUCUGACGGAGAUCUUGAAGCACGGAUUUAUAAGGGUGAUGUUUUACCAACAACUGGAGGAGGAGUCCAGGUAAAGUUCAGCGACGUUGAAAUUUUAAAACAAAAAUCCCCAUCAUCAUCACCGACGAGGAGAAAUCAUAAUUUAGCCAACAAUGCUCAAAAUGGUUGUUCCGUUGCCAUCGAAGGUCACGGCUUUAGACGUUAAAAAAAUGUCUUUUGAACUGUAAUUUUUAUUGUAUAUUUUUGUUUUAUAAUCUGGAGAACUUGAUUAUUUUAUAUUUCCUCGGGCUCUGUGAUAACAUAUUAGUAACUUAUUGUAUUAUUUUAUUUUAAAUUAUUGGUUUUAAUGAUUUGUAUUUUUAACUUGCUGUUUUUUUUUUUUUUUUUUUACCAGGCAAUGAUGGAUUUUAAAGUAUAUUUAAUAGAACCAAAAAUUUAUUGUCAUUGAAAAUUGUUAUGAUUUUAAUUUCAGUGGUGGUAGGAUUUAUUAAUUUUAAUUUAAUAACAAAAUAAAUUAAUUUUUAUCCAUUAUUAUCUAUGUAAUAACUUAUUAUGAAUUAACUAAGUUUUGUGAUAAAUAUAGUAAAGGAAUUUGUAUAUUAAUUUUUUUUUUUUUUUUUAAUAUUUGUAACAUCAUCGAUCUUUGAAUUAUUUAUUUUUAAAAAAUUGUCAUUUCCUUACCUCAAAGAGAGGCAAGCAAAUUACGAGCACAAUAAAUACAAUCAUGAGCUAAGUAUUAAUGAUUAAUUAACACCCAGCUGUUAAACUUAGAUUUUAAAAAACUACAAAUUUAUUUUUUAUAUUAAUAUAUCCAUCACUCUCAUGAAGCCAUUUGUAUUUUUCCGACAGCAGACUCUUUCCACAUUUUCUUUUAACUUUCAUUCUUAUUUUUAGAUAUUGAUAGUUACUUAUUAAUUCUGUAAUAAAUGGAAAACAUAUAUAUAUAUAUAUGCAAU